UACGCAAGUGUCUACUAUCCCUUAGGAUUAUCGUACAAUUCUGAUCAAGAUAAGAAAGAAGGGAAGACUCUUUUGAGGCAAGUUGAAGUGGAUGCUAUUACUCUUUAAGUUACAGACACAAGGUCAUACCAUACUAACCAGCAAUACGGCAACCAAACCCACUGGCCAUCAGAGAAAAUUACCGAAAUGGGCGACAAAAGAGAGAAAACCCCACCUGAGUGGCCGCCAUCGCCGGUGAUAAAUUACCACUGGUCAGCGGCCGUACAUACAAUUUUUCUGUUUCUGGUUUUCAACUUUUCCCCCACUCCGCAUGCAUGGCUGGUUCUCCGAGCAGUCUGACAUGUGGCCCGGCCAGGCCAUGAACCUCAAGGUUAACCAGAUCCUCCACCACGAGAAGUCCAAGUACCAGGAUGUUCUCGUUUUCGAGAGCAGCGACUACGGCACCGUCCUCGUCCUCGACAAUGUCAUCCAGUGCACUGAGCGCGAUGAGUUCUCCUACCAGGAGAUGAUCACCCACCUCGCCAUGAACUCCCACCCCAACCCCAAGAAGGUCCUUGUCAUCGGUGGUGGUGACGGUGGUGUCCUCCGUGAGGUCGUCAAGCACGAGACCGUCGAGGAGGCCACCCUGUGCGACAUUGACGAGGCUGUCAUCCGUGUCUCCAAGAAGUACCUUCCUGGCAUGAGCAUUGGCUUCCAGCACCCCAACGUCAAGGUCCACGUUGGCGAUGGUUUCCAGUUCCUCAAGGAGCGCCAGAACGAGUUCGAUGUUAUCAUCACUGACAGCUCUGACCCCGAGGGUCCCGCUGAGAGCCUCUUCCAGAAGCCUUACUUCGAGCUUCUGCGCGAUGCGCUCCGUGAGGGAGGUGUCAUCACCACACAAGGUUCCGAGAACCAAUGGCUUCACCUGUCUCUGAUCACCGACCUCAAGAAGUCCUGCAAGGAGGUCUUCCCCGUCGCCGAAUACGCCUACACCACCAUCCCCACCUACCCCUCCGGCCAGAUCGGCUUCAUGGUCUGCUGCAAGGAUGCCACCCGUAACGUCAAGGAGCCCGUUCGCAGCUGGACCCGCGAGGAGGAGGAGAAGCUCUGCCGCUACUACAACCAGGACAUCCACCGCGCCAGCUUCGUUCUCCCCAACUUCGCCCGCAAGGCCCUGGACGCUUAGACUAUCUGAAGUUUUGUCGUUCUAAUACUUUGGGUGGUGGCCUCCUCCGUUUCGAGGCCCCACGGCGGCUGAUAAUCGAUGAUGAUCUGACGAUGACGAAUAUAACAAAAGAUUUCUGCUGCUUCCUCAAUAAUAUUCCCCCGAUGCUUCACAUGGAUUUCACACGUGAGAUGCAAGUCGAAAGGAUCUUCUAAGAUAUAAUACUAGCCAAUAUCCGCUUUGGGAAAAGUGGACACCAUAUGACUACAUCGUAAUCCAACCGUAUGUGUACGCG
Messenger RNA from Aspergillus vadensis CBS 113365, 1439 nucleotides. Its product is annotated as spermidine synthase. The record is from RefSeq and is a predicted model, not a curated record. Gene Ontology annotation, molecular function: spermidine synthase activity. Gene Ontology annotation, cellular component: cytosol. Lineage: Eukaryota; Fungi; Ascomycota; Eurotiomycetes; Eurotiales; Aspergillaceae. The coding region runs from base 311 to 1165 and encodes 284 amino acids. The transcript is spliced from 5 exons. Gene Ontology annotation, biological process: spermidine biosynthetic process.